Molecule: messenger RNA, 1563 nt
Organism: Lathyrus sativus (Indian pea)
Lineage: Eukaryota; Viridiplantae; Streptophyta; Magnoliopsida; Fabales; Fabaceae
Source: the annotation of a GenBank genome assembly
AUGGACAACCCUGAUCAAAUCACAGCUUUUCCAUCAACACUAGCGGACGCUAGAGGCGCCGGCGGCAAACUUAGAAAACCCCCGCCGAGAAAGCCACCAGCGAGUCCUUACACCCGUCCCUCAUUAACCGCAAACCGCCGAUGGAUUUCAAAGCUAGUCGAUCCUGCUUAUCGCAUCAUCGCCGGUGGAGCCACUCGGUUUCUUCCUUCGUUAUUCUCUUCCAACGAAGAUCAAGGUGAACCGGGAGCUGAUGAACAGCACAGUGAAGAUAAUCUGCUCAUAACUAAUUCAAAUCUCCUGCCAUCUGAAUUGUCUAAAAUGGCAAGUAUUGGUGAUGAUAGCAGUUUUGACACUGCUCUGCCCAGGCACAUUGAAAAAGGAGAACAACACGAGAAUGAUAGGUUUUCAGAUAUCGAGCAACUGUUGAGAAGGAAAAAAUUCACCAGAGAUGAAUUCGAUCAUUUAGUGGAGGUUUUGAAUUCAAGAGCAAUUGACGUUGCUAGUGUUGAACAAGGAAACACAAAUUUGACUCCUAGGCAAGAUGACAGGGGGCUUGUAGUGGCACACAAGCUUCCAAAGGUUUUCAAUGAACGAAGGCAUGAAGAAUCAAAUGGAGCCAUACGAGGAAGUUCAACACCUUUCAUGUCAAAAGUCCGAGGUGAAAUUGGUGCUUCACCAAUUGAUAUUGCUAGAGCAUAUAUGGAUUUCCGGGCAUCUGAAGCAGGCCCCAGUUCUAAGAACAAGAUUCAAACUGUUGAAAGCACAAUGCUCCUUAAUGAUGAAGCUGCAAUAAAAUCAUAUGAUCCAUCACCAUCAAAAAGGUCACCAACAUGCUGGCCAGGUGCUGUCGUGCAGGAUGCUUAUGCAACACCACAAAGUCAAGGAAGCAAAUAUGGACUUAUUAAUUAUGCACGGACUCCUUAUUCCAGAACUCUAUUGAUGAAGUCUAAGUCCAAGUUGAUUCAUAGCCAAGGCAAUGAAAGCCACUUUUCAUCAACUCCCCUUCGUCAAUCACAGACAAGUCUAUAUCUGAAGGACAAAUCUGAAGUUGGUGCAUCAGCAAGUGGAUAUGGAUCCGUUGGACCUAUUCGUCAAACUAGGCAUAAAGUUGGUGUGCAAUCGACUUCACGAAGACCAGCAUAUUCAUCUAUGAAUUAUUCACAGAGAGAAAAUGCCAGUUUGAUUGAACGUUCAAGUCCUAUUGUUGCCACAAGAAUGGAUCCUGGUGGGAUGAGCAGCACUCGGAAGCCACUGGGCUUUGAGCGCAGUGUUCCAACAGUACACACACAUACUAGUCUGAUGGCUAAGAAGAUAUUAGAGCAUAUUGAUAGAAACAUUCCCACUCCUAAGCAGAAAUCUGAUGAGCUGAAGCUAGCAACUAAAUGGAAGAAUCCUGAAUUUUCUGUUAAUACAAGUACUAUCUUUUCCAAGGAAGAUAAUGGCUUGGUUAAGCCAAAACACACUAGCCCUUGUAAAUAUGGCGAGCUUCGUGGAACGAAUUCUACUCUAAGAAAUGAAGAUGAAGGGAACUGCCAUGUUGAUAUUCAACCUCGGGAGAGUUGA